Sesamum indicum (sesame) is the source of this 1482-nucleotide messenger RNA. RefSeq lists its product as uncharacterized. Gene Ontology annotation, molecular function: ribonuclease III activity. The record is from RefSeq and is a predicted model, not a curated record. Gene Ontology annotation, biological process: RNA processing. Lineage: Eukaryota; Viridiplantae; Streptophyta; Magnoliopsida; Lamiales; Pedaliaceae.
CCAAAAGCAGAAACCCCUUUAUUAGAAAGACGCUUUUACUCUAAACCCCGCCUAUUGGAAAAUCCACACGCUGUCUGGAGAGUGCAAACAGGAAAAUCUGCGGCGAAACUCAAUAUGGCAGUGGCGCUUCCAGUACUGUCGCUCUCCUCCACCGUAAGAGCUUCCUCCGUCGACACCGAACACCGCCUUCCUUACAAUCCCCACCGGACGUAUCCCAAGAAGCCGGACGCGUCGGUGUCCGCUUUAACAACCACACUGGAUAAAAAUACCGCAAAAAUGUCUAUCUCAGACCUACUUAAGCGCAGCAUAUCCAAAGAUAGACAUGUGGAAUUUGCUGACUCAUAUUUGGGCUAUGAGACAUGGCUGCCCAGUCCACCAAAGGUGGAGAAACCUCGGUCCGUUCUGAAUCCUGCAUCACUGGCUUAUAUUGGCGACUGCAUUUACGAGCUAUAUGCUCGCAGGCACUUUUUGUUUCCUCCAUUAAAUAUUGAAGAAUACAACGACCGAGUGAUGGCUGUGGUGCGUUGUGAGGCCCAGGAUGCAAUGCUGCAAAAACUUAUGAAUGACAACAUCUUAUCACAAGAGGAGAGGGAUGUCCUUCGAUGGGGGAAAAAUAUUGGUUCCUCAACCAAAACAAAAACAAAGAAGCGAGCAGGUUCACCAGUUUAUAAUAGAGCAUCUUCACUGGAGACACUUGUUGGUUAUUUGUACCUCACAAAUGCUCAGCGGCUGGAUGAGAUCAUGGAAAAAAUAGGCUUUUCAACAGAUACUUCCACCCCCUUGGGAGAAGAAACAUAAUGGCGGUUUAUUAGCAAAGACAUCCCUAACAAAUUCAUGGACUUGUCCGUGGAAGGUUCUUCUCUGAGGUUCUCGAAAUGACUCUUACCAAAUUCUCCUCGCAGGCUGGCAGUUGGGAUGGGAUAUCUUAAAUAUAGCAAGUUCGGUAACUGGAUCCAACUCCCUACAUACAUAGCCGGCAUAAGUUUACGCUACAUCUAAAGCCAAUUAGAGAGAGGAAGCGUCUUAAGAUGGAGUCACCUGAACCAGCUGGAGUUCUUGAUUGAAUUAUGUCGUGUUAUGAUUUGCCUUGUAAUUAGUCUUGAGAUAUAUACAUGACCAAUUCAAAACAUCGAAUCCCGUUUGCCAAUUAUUAAACUUCAAGAGGGAUUCAUUUGAAAUAGGAAAUCUUCGCUUGUCAAAACAAUAUUCCCCUGUUCGUGCUCUAUAAUUCAUUUGAAUUUCCUCUCUAAAUCACAAUUACUAGAUAGCGACUGUUACCUUUUCCAUUUCAGAGCCGUCUUAUUCUACAACAGGUGAUGGAGAUGGGUACUGAAUCCUUUAGCAGCAGCCAUGCAGAGCAUAACAACAGAAUCCAUAUCUUGUAAGUUACAUCCGCAACAGCUUGUGUGGUACUCAGAAUACCACGACGUUCUCGCAUUGUGGUUUCUGCAACUGAAAGCCAUCAACAAAACUGGUUCGCGA